Molecule: messenger RNA, 357 nt
Organism: Debaryomyces fabryi
Lineage: Eukaryota; Fungi; Ascomycota; Pichiomycetes; Serinales; Debaryomycetaceae
Gene: SEN15
Product: Sen15p
Exons: 1
Coding region: 1-357 (118 amino acids)
Biological process (GO): tRNA splicing, via endonucleolytic cleavage and ligation; tRNA-type intron splice site recognition and cleavage
Cellular component (GO): tRNA-intron endonuclease complex
Molecular function (GO): nucleic acid binding
Source: RefSeq, a predicted model, not a curated record
AUGUCGUUAGCAAACCAAGUAGAGACCAACUUGGUGCAUCAUAACCUUUGGAGCGAUGUGAAAAGACACGAAAUAGCGAACUACAAUGAUACUAAGAUAACAAUACUACGAGGAAAACCACCUGCAAAACUAGAGACAGGUGAUGAAGAUGGCAGCACCGAAUGGGUAGUGCCAAAGCUGAUGACUUCAAAAAAUGAUAUGAAUAUUACGGAAAUAGACAAUUGGUUUGUCCAAAUAUCACAACUUUCAGAUCCUAAAAUACGACCACUGAGAAUUACAAUUGGAUUAGUGAACGAUGAUGCUACAGUAGUGUAUUAUUUUAUACACGACGGUAUUGUGAAGCCUCGUCAAAAUUAA